This is a messenger RNA of Closterium sp. NIES-65, 1317 nucleotides long. Lineage: Eukaryota; Viridiplantae; Streptophyta; Zygnematophyceae; Desmidiales; Closteriaceae. The record is from the annotation of a GenBank genome assembly.
AUGCCACGCAAGCGUGUUUCUACAGUGAACAAAGAUGCGGAUGUUGCCUCAACUGGAACCACGCCCGGUCCGACUAACGACGGCACCAGAGGCGGCAACGAACAUCCGGGGCGAGGGAGCGCGAGUCUUGCAGUCCCGUCGACGGAGAGAGAGGGAUCGGCGACAGGGGGAAACCACGGAGGCGAUCCACGCGCCGAGCAUACCGCAACCAAGGAGUCCGAGGCGGAGGCAUCUCAACACCAUUUGACGCUGCUCCAGCCGACCGUGGUCGAAAUUUCUGCUGCCGUGCUGGAUAAGGACAAGGUGGGGGAGCACGAGUCGAUGGAGGAUCCUAACCACGGCAUAGCCGACGUCGGUGGCUCUCCUUCUGGUGGACGGGGGAGACGUAGACAGAGGAAGAGCGAUGAGGAGGACGAUUCUGACACCGCCGUGCCCGGGGACAUCACCACGCGUGCGAAGAGGCGGCAGACGACAGGCAGUGCCGACGACGCCGGUGGCGCGGAAGUUGGGAGAAUGCGAGGCGCCAACGAAGCUAGUGGCAAAGCGACAGGUCAUGCAUUGCGCCAAAAGGGCCGACCCGCAGCAAGAAAAACAUCCGGCGGAAGGAGGGGCAAGAAACGGGGUGGUGAAGACCCUGGUGAGGCCGAGGAGGAGGAUGCGCACAAAGAUGAGGAUGAAGAGGAAGCGAAGGAGGAUGACGCGGAUGUUGGGGAGGAUGAAAAAGAUGAGAAUGAUGGCGGGGAGGACGAAGAGGAGGAGGAGGAGGAGGAGGAGGAGGAGGAGGAGGAGGAGGAGGAGGAGGAGGAGGAGGAGGAGGAGGAGGAGGAGGACGAUGAGGAGGAGGAUGAGGAGGAGGAGGAGGAGGAGGAGGAGGAGGAGGAGGAGGAGGAUGAGGAGGAGGAGGAGGAGGAGGAGGAGGAGGAGGAGGAGGAGGAGGAGGAGGAGGAGGAGGAGGAGGAGGAGGAGGAGGAGGAAGAGCAAAGGGACGACGAGGAGGAUGAACAGGAGGAGGAGGAGGAGGCAGAGGAGGAGGAGGAGGAGGAGGAGGAGGAGGAGGAGGAGGAGGAGGAGGAGGAGGAGGAGGAGGAAGAGGGGGAGGAGGAGGAGGACGUGGCAGCAGUGAAGGGACGGGGCGGGCGUGGCAGACGGCAGAGUGGUACAGGGAAGGUGGGGGGCCGGACUCGCCCUUCCCGAAAACGCGGGGCAGUUGACGCCGCGCGCGGCGCAGCAGCUGGCAGACCGAAGGCGCGGAAGGAGAAGGACGACGAAUCUGCAAAGAAAGGUAAAGUCUCCUGUCUCAAAACAGUACACGGCUAA